AUGCUGCCUCUCGGCCAGGUCGUCAUUGUAAAUGAGAAUUGGUUCUCAAUCUACUCACCAGGGUCAGGUGAUGUCACAGUGAUUUCCACAGAAGGGAGCGAUGCUGUGUUACCGUGUUCGCUCGCCACCAAGGAGAACAUCGAGUCAAAGCUGUUUGACUGGACAAAAGCUGCUCAGAAAGACGGCCUUCGGAAAGAGGUUUUCUAUUAUCGUAAUGGGAUCCAAAACAACGGGCAGAGUGAGGAGUUCAAAGGUCGAGUCUUUCAUUUUCAAGAUGAACUGAAGAACGGAAACGCCUCCAUAAUCAUCAGAAAUACAAAGAUAAACGACACUGGAAACUACACCUGUGUUUUCCCAAAGCUUCAGGAUCCUCAGACUAAACAGCUCAUUGUUGUACCGAUCCUUAGAGACCGCUCAGACGAAAACAAAGCUGCAAUUCGACAGCCGAUCUUCAGGAUAGUUCAUGCCACAGAUGAUGGGGCGCUGCUGCAGUGUGACGUUCGAGGUGCUUUUCCAAAACCUCGUCUUCAGGUGCAGGACAGUUCUGGAAAGAAUCUCUUUGCUGAGGAGCCGCAGCGGCCACACAGUGACGGACGCUACUACGUCACCCUCAACGCUACCGUGACCAAAACCGACCGCUACCGCUGCGUGGUCACACAGGAGGAGAUCCACCACCAGACUCAUGCAGAGACAUUUGUGCACAUCAGUGGGAAAGUGUGUGAGGACUCGUCCGGCAAAGUGGCCAUCGGAUGGUUGUUUGGAAGUUUUGUUUUGGGAAUUGUAGUUGUUGUUGCAGUUCAGGCUCUGCUUGCAGCUACAAAGAUCAUCACAAUAAGCCGCAAUAAAGGAUCUCGUCUGCUGUUAAACAGCUCACACAACCAGGAAAACGGUGCGUCGCACCUUGAAAAUGGCAAAAUUAAAGACUCUUCAGCGGACCCCCUGAACUCAUAAGGCGAUGUGAGUGACAAAGGGGGGGGGUGAGAAAGAGGGUGAGAAAGAGAGGGAGGGAGAAAGCAUCUGUUUUUCUGAGAAAUUAUUGGAUGUUUAGACCUGAAGAGAGAGAAUAUUUCUGCCGGCCCCUCACCUUUAGACAAACUUUAAAAGGCCAGUUUGAGGGUUCAGAUUUGGUUUUGGGAUUCAGGUUCUCAAAUUUUUAUUAUAUGGAUCAGAAUAAUCAGGAUUUUGAAAAUCCAUGAGUUGCCAUCCAGGAGCAGCUAAUCCUUUUUACUUUUGUGCCACUUUUUUUUUUUUAACUUUCUGUAUUCAAGAUUUGAUCCAACCUCUAAUAACUGGACUUUUACCAAAAGUGUCGCCCGGCUCUCGUCAUCAGCGUGUUACUCGUAUAGUUUCCCUUCCAGGUUGUGACCAGACUGAUGCUGCUGGUCUCAUAUGAUGGUGAUUCAGGGUUGGGGACGGCAUCAGGAUCAGGUUUAGGGGUUGGGGUAGUAAUGGUCAGGUAGUAAGAGGUACAGAAUAGGUUUUAAAAUAAAUCUAAGCUAGAUAAACAGCAUUAUAAUCUACAGUCCCGCAAAGGACAAACAAUUUAACACAAUUUUUUUUUACCAAAGAGAUGAAGAUCAACACAACACAGACUGAAAACAGGUUGAUAAUGAGAUAGAGUAGUUUUUUUAAAGGAUCAUGUUUUUGGUUCAAGCCCAAAGCCUUGAACCAAAAGUAGAAAACCCCUGCGUAAUCCGGUGACCUGUGACACCAGCAGAUCUUAGAUUGGGCCAUUGGCUUGCAGAAAAAUCUUAUCUCUAGGGUGUUUUAAAAAUUAACUUAAAAAAAAUCUACUUUUUAAUUUAUUGUUUAUGUCAAGCGCUAGAAGUUGCUGUGAGUUGUAAAUAUGUAUGUACUUGUAAUGAUCAUUGUGAAUAUUUGAUGAAAGAUAUCAUUUAUUAUUUAUAUAUAUGUUCUGUUCUGCAGCUCUGGAGCCACAUGUUGCUCUUGCGCUCCUCUCCAGUGACUCUGUGUGUGAAAAACUAUGUGGAAAUGAAUGGCGGUUCUUUUUUUUUUUUUAACAUUUUAGCAGUGGAUUUCAAACGAUAAAAAGGGAAAGUAUCUGUGUUAAAAGUGAAUUUUAUAUUGGAUGGGCAGAUUUGUCUGCUUUCAGCUCCAGUGCUGCAAAGGAAAGCACCAAAAAGCAUCUCUGCAGAGUGGCCACCUUCUGGUGACACAUAUUGAUGAAUGCUCAUGUAGACCUGUUGAGGGCUGGGGCGACGCGUCGACGUAAUCGAUGACACAAAUACGUCGAUUCAUGUAAUGUUUCACACAGCACGCGCCAUGAGAGCUUGAGCUGUUAGAUUUGAGGUUUGUUACUGUAACGAAGAGUUACUGUUUUUUUUAAGCGAUUUGAAUUUUAUAUGUUUGAUUGCUAAAUGUAGACUGCACUUCAGCCAUUUUACUUGUGUGGAACAAGCUCUUGUAUUCAUUUUAUUUUGGAGAGACUUUAUAUAAGACUGUAAAACACAGAUUACCAGUUAAG
Molecule: messenger RNA, 2485 nt
Organism: Plectropomus leopardus (leopard coralgrouper)
Lineage: Eukaryota; Metazoa; Chordata; Actinopteri; Perciformes; Serranidae
Source: RefSeq, a predicted model, not a curated record